Trichoderma asperellum CBS 433.97 is the source of this 210-nucleotide messenger RNA. NCBI's taxonomy places the organism in Eukaryota, Fungi, Ascomycota, Sordariomycetes, Hypocreales, Hypocreaceae. The record is from RefSeq and is a predicted model, not a curated record.
CUUCAUUUUGCAAUAUGCAAGGAAAACUUUACACUCGUUAAGCUUCUGCUUGAGCAUAAUGCCGACCCUAACUGUCCUAAUGAAGAUGGAGAAACUCCGCUUUAUCUCGCGACUAUAAGGCGUAACGAGCCUAUUGUUAAGUUACUACUUAAAAAAGGCGCCAACCCUAACUGUGCUGAUCACUAUGGAGGGAAUGCGCUUAACUUUGCA